Messenger RNA from Nothoprocta perdicaria, 1779 nucleotides. Its product is annotated as all-trans-retinol 13,14-reductase-like. The transcript is spliced from 11 exons. Gene Ontology annotation, molecular function: oxidoreductase activity. The annotation marks the transcript as partial. The record is from RefSeq and is a predicted model, not a curated record. NCBI's taxonomy places the organism in Eukaryota, Metazoa, Chordata, Aves, Tinamiformes, Tinamidae.
GGGCUCGYGGCCCGCCGGCUGCUGGCCCCCGGGCGCAACCCCUUUGCCGAGCCGCCCUCGGGGCCGCCGCGGCCGCUCGUGACGGACCGGCGGGCGCGGGACAAGGUGCUGAAGCAGGGGUUCAGCGCGGCGCGGGUGCCGCGGCAGCUGGACGCGGUGGUGAUCGGCAGCGGCAUGGGGGGCCUGGCGGCCGCCUGCACCCUGGCCAAGGCCGGCAAGCGGGUGCUGGUGCUGGAGCAGCACGACCAGGCGGGCGGCUGCUGUCACACCUUCGAGGAGCGCGGCAGCGAGUUCGACGUGGGCAUCCACUACGUGGGGCAGAUGCACGAGGGCAGCAUGCUGCGYGUGGCGCUGGACCAGCUCACGGACGGGCAGCUGGCCUGGCAGCGCCUGCCCGACCCCUACGACGUGGUGUGCCUGGGCGGCCGCGAGUACCGGCUCCGCGCUGGCAAGGCCGCCUUCGGCGCCGCGCUCGAGGAGCAGUUCCCCGCCGAGAAGGCGGCGAUCCGGGAGUUCAUGCGGCUCUCCAAGCUGGCCGCCAGGCGCGUGGCGCUGCUGGCGCUGCUCAAGAUGGUGCCGCUCUGGCUGGCCACCUUCCUCACCCGCACCGGCCUCAUCUACUGGGUCUCGCCCAUCUUCCGCAUGGCGGCCACCAGCCACAGCGAGGCCGUGGCCCGGCUGACGGCCGACGGCGACCUCCGCGCCCUGCUCAGCUACCUCUUCUACGGCACGGCGCCGCGYGACUCCAGCUUCCUCAUCAACGUGCUCAUGCUGCACCACUACCAGCGCGGCGCGUGGUACCCGCGCGGCGGCGCCAGCGAGAUCGCCUUCCACGCCGUGCCCGUCAUCGCGCGYGCCGGCGGCGCCGUGCUCGUGCGCGCCCCCGUCACCCGCAUCCUCGUCUCGCCCGACGGCGCUGCCGUGGGGGUGGCCGUGCGCAAGGGGCAGAGCGAGGACGGGGACGAGGUGGAGAUCGCGGCGCCCGUCGUCAUCUCCGACGCCGGCCUCUUCAACACCUUGGGCUCGCUGCUGCCGCCGGAGCUGCGCGGCCUGGCGGGCGUGCGCUCCCGCCUGGACAUGGUGCGCCACGGCAUGGGCUCCUUCCUGGUGUUCGUGGGGCUGCGCGGCACCGCCGCCGAGCUCGCCCUGCCCGCCACCAACUUCUGGCUCUACCCCCACAACGACCUGGACGGCAUGAUGAGCCGCUACGCCGCCCUGCGCGCCGACGAGGUCCCCGACAACCUGGCCAUGAUGUUCAUCACCUUCCCCGCCGCCAAGGACCCCAGCUACGAGGAGAGGCACCCAGGGCGCUCGUGCAUGACGCUGCUGACCAUGGCGCGGUACGAGUGGUUCGAGGAGUGGGCCGGCACCCGCGCCAAGCACCGCGGCGCCGGCUACGAGGCCUACAAGGAGGCCAUCGCGCAGCGCCUGCUGGAGCGCGCCCUGCAGCGCUUCCCGCACCUCCGCGACAAGGUGGAGUUCGUGGAGGCCGCGUCGCCGCUCACCAACCAGCACUACCUGGCGGCGCCGCGCGGGGAGAUGUACGGGGCCGAGCACGACGUGGGCCGCUUCGCRCCGCACGUGGUGGCCGCCAUGCGCGCCCAGACGCCCAUCAGGAACCUCUACCUGACGGGGCAGGACGUGUUCAGCUGCGGGCUGGCGGGCGCGCUGCACGGCGGGCUGCUCUGCGCCUCCGCCGUGCUCGGCCGCCUGCUCUACGUGGACCUGCUGCUGCUCAAGAAGAGGAUCAAGUGGCGCCGGGGACGCAAGGCGGCCUGA